AUGUAUAUAAAGAUGGCCACGUUAGCAAACGGACAGGCUGACAACGCGAGCCUCAGUACCAACGGGCUCGGCAGCAGUCCGGGCAGCGCCGGGCACAUGAACGGAUUAAGCCACAGCCCGGGGAACCCGUCGACCAUUCCCAUGAAGGACCACGAUGCCAUCAAGCUGUUCAUUGGGCAGAUCCCCCGCAACCUGGAUGAGAAGGACCUCAAGCCCCUCUUCGAGGAGUUCGGCAAGAUCUAUGAGCUUACGGUUCUGAAGGACAGGUUCACAGGCAUGCACAAAGGCUGCGCCUUCCUCACCUACUGCGAGCGUGAGUCAGCGCUGAAGGCCCAGAGCGCGCUGCACGAGCAGAAGACCCUGCCCGGGAUGAACCGGCCGAUCCAGGUGAAGCCUGCGGACAGCGAGAGCCGAGGAGGUAGUAGCUGCCUGCGCCAGCCCCCUUCACAAGAUAGAAAACUCUUCGUGGGCAUGCUCAACAAGCAGCAGUCUGAGGACGACGUGCGCCGCCUCUUCGAGGCCUUCGGGAACAUCGAAGAGUGCACCAUCCUGCGCGGGCCCGACGGCAACAGCAAGGGGUGCGCCUUUGUGAAGUACUCUUCCCACGCCGAGGCGCAAGCCGCCAUCAACGCGCUGCAUGGCAGCCAGACCAUGCCGGGAGCCUCGUCCAGUCUGGUGGUCAAGUUCGCCGACACUGACAAGGAGCGCACGAUGCGGCGAAUGCAGCAGAUGGCGGGCCAGAUGGGCAUGUUCAACCCCAUGGCCAUCCCGUUCGGGGCCUACGGCGCCUACGCACAGGCACUGAUGCAGCAGCAAGCGGCACUAAUGGCAUCAGUCGCGCAGGGCGGCUACCUGAACCCCAUGGCUGCUUUCGCCGCCGCCCAGAUGCAGCAGAUGGCGGCCCUCAACAUGAAUGGCUUGGCAGCCGCACCCAUGACCCCAACCUCAGGUGGCAGCACCCCUCCGGGCAUCACUGCACCAGCCGUGCCUAGCAUCCCGUCCCCCAUUGGGGUGAACGGCUUCACUGGCCUCCCCCCACAGGCCAAUGGGCAACCUGCUGCAGAAGCUGUGUUUGCCAAUGGCAUCCACCCCUACCCAGCGCAGAGUCCCACGGCCGCGGACCCCCUGCAGCAGGCCUACGCGGGAGUGCAGCAGUAUGCAGGUCCAGCCGCCUACCCUGCUGCCUAUGGUCAGAUAAGCCAGGCCUUCCCUCAGCCGCCUCCAAUGAUCCCCCAGCAACAGCGAGAAGGGCCCGAGGGCUGUAACCUGUUCAUCUACCAUCUGCCCCAGGAGUUUGGGGAUGCUGAGCUGAUGCAGAUGUUCCUCCCUUUCGGCCGGCACCCUGUGCCCUCCCGCUGCCAGGCCCCCUCCUGUCAGGGAGGACAGUGUCCAAUAAACUCCUCCGCCCGCAGGCUUCGUGAGUUUCGACAACCCGGCCAGCGCGCAGACCGCCAUCCAGGCCAUGAACGGCUUCCAGAUCGGCAUGAAGAGGCUCAAGGUGCAGCUGAAGCGGCCCAAAGACGCCAAUCGCCCGUACUGAGCGCCGGCGGGAGCGUCCCCCGGGGGAGACCAGGACUCGCACAGGGCAGGAUGCUGAACGGGCUACAUUAAAAAACAAACCUCUCUCUCUCUCUAUUUAUAAAUGAGAACUGUUGGAUGACACCUUUGACAUAUCAGCCAAUACCAAGCAAGCUGAGGACUCCAGACACUCUGUGACUGUAACAUUUCUUCAAGGGAAGUAUAGCGUCUAUGGAGUUCAGAGGGCACGUGUUUGGGGAAAAUACAUAUGACAUAAAGAAGAAGAAGAUGAAGAAAAAUUGAGAAAAAAAAACAUACAAAAAAGGCAACUUUUAAAACAAAAUAACUUGAGACCAGAUGGGGAGGCUGAAGGGCUGGGAACUGGACAGAGACGCUGCGCUGCUUACCGAUCCCCGGGGCUUUCCAGCCCGUGGGCGCCUGCGGCAGGCUGGGGCGAGCGGUGUGCGGGGCCUGGUCCCCAGGGGCGGCUGGGAGGCCGCCACGGAGCAUCUCUAUCUGUCAUUCCUUUAGCUAUUUAGGGACCAAAGGACCAAACUUUUUAUUGCAGAUGUGUAGCUCUAUGUCAAACACAGGGGGGACGGAGGAGCACCUCCUUCCUGCCUCCUGGCUGUUCUCGAAACAGCUUAGAGCGAUUCUAUGAAAAAUAUAAGAAAAAAGUUUAAAAAAAAACACAAAAACCACAAAAACACAAAAAAAGGAAAAAUAAUGCUUAAAUGCUUUUAAAACAGCAAGAUAAUAGUUCUUUGAUACUUCGAGAGGCGCUUUGAUUACCCUCAUUCAAGUCUUAGACACUUUCCUAUGGUUUUCUGUAUUAUAUGUCUGGAUGGAGCUGUUAAGAGGAACAAAUUGGUGGAUAUUUGGGGAAAGCAACAAAAAUAUUAAAGCUCCUUAACUGUAAAGUGUGAGAAAACGAGGGGAAAAAAGGGACUCACAAGGCAAGAGAAUUGUUGUGAAAAGUCUGUAAAUGCUUCUAACUCUUCCCCCUCUUACAAACAUAAUAGUUGUACAGAAUUUUAAAAAGGAGAAGUUUAAAAUACCUAUAUAAUAGAAGAAAAAUUAGAGGAAAGCAAAAAAUAAAAAAAAAUAAUAAAAAAGGAAAAAAAAACUUAUAGAAGUUAGCAUUACUGCUAAAAUCCCAGAUGUUGUAGGACUGUACUUUUGUAGAGUUUAGACUGAGCAUCAAUCCCUUCUCCCCGCGAGUGAGUGCUGUCGGAUGACGACACCGUGUUGACCCCGGGGGCCAGGCCGACGGCCCAGACCUGCGGGCUCCUGGCUGCCCACCGCCCGGAGGCCGCGCCAGGGCAGGAAGGCCCCGCCGCCCUCGCCUCGCUUCGCCGGAGCUGUGCGCUCGCUCGCCGCUCUCCGAAAGCCCUGGACCUUCGCUUCACUCGCCUUCCAUGCUUGCUCCAGAGACUUUCCGGGCAAGGGGA
Eptesicus fuscus (big brown bat) is the source of this 2969-nucleotide messenger RNA. RefSeq names its product CUGBP Elav-like family member 4 (gene CELF4). Bases 1 to 1611 code for a protein of 536 amino acids. The transcript is spliced from 14 exons. The record is from RefSeq and is a predicted model, not a curated record. Gene Ontology annotation, biological process: mRNA splice site recognition; regulation of alternative mRNA splicing, via spliceosome. Gene Ontology annotation, cellular component: nucleus; cytoplasm; ribonucleoprotein complex. NCBI's taxonomy places the organism in Eukaryota, Metazoa, Chordata, Mammalia, Chiroptera, Vespertilionidae. Gene Ontology annotation, molecular function: mRNA binding.